Messenger RNA from Gorilla gorilla gorilla (western lowland gorilla), 1538 nucleotides. RefSeq names its product glutamate rich 2 (gene ERICH2). Bases 127 to 1464 code for a protein of 445 amino acids. The record is from RefSeq and is a predicted model, not a curated record. The transcript has 10 exons. Lineage: Eukaryota; Metazoa; Chordata; Mammalia; Primates; Hominidae.
GGGGACACUUGUUCAUCCACUACCAGGGACACCCAUCUCUCCCAACUCAAGACUUCUUUUUACUCCCCAAGUUUAAAACUCUGAGGCCACCCCGCCCCCUUCCCUCUCCCUCGUUUAGAAUCAGGUAUGGACACUGACAUUCCAACCUUCUUUCCUUCUUCGGCGCUCCUGAAGGUAACCGGUGCGCGUGCGCACGUCAAUCCGAGGGUGUGUGCGCCCAGUUUCCGGCGCCGGGGGACACCCACAACCACGGGGCUGUCCCUCAGCGCGGCCGCCCGCCCCGCCCCGCCCCCCCCGGACCCGCCUCCCAGCCCCGCCCCCCGGACCCGCCUCCCAGCCCCGCCCCGGGCCCUCCUCGCCCCGCCCGCUCCGUCCCGCGCCCUCCACCGCCCUACGGCCUGGGCCCGCCUCCACCCUGCCUCUCCGUGGCUCCCUGGGCUGCCCCCGCCCCCGCCCCCGCCCCCGCCACCUCCCCCGCCGUCGCCCAAUUCCCCCAGCCCCCACCCUCGGCUGCUGCCCGAGCUUCCUCCACGCGCCGUGCAGUCUCCACGGCGACGCUGCGUUCCCGACUCGGAGCCCCCAGCUCCGCGCGAGCAGCUAGCCGGGCUGGCUCUCGGUGUGUGCCCUUCGAAUGGUCGGCUGAAGAGGGCCGCCAGCUGGACUUCUGUAGACAAGACAGAUACUGUAAAGACAGCAAAGAACAAACAGAAUGGCAGAUUGCUAAUGUUUGAUCCAAACGAAAAAGUGAUGAUUGAAUCAAACGAAGCAAUGUCAGAUAAAUGCCUCUUUGGACGCAGACCAAGAUUGACAAGCAAACUUAAUACCUCACCAGCACAGGUCUCUGUAAAUGUAGCUAAAACAUUCUCAGAAAAGAAGGAAGUCCCUUCUAAGAAUAUUGAAAAUAAAGUCUCUUUAAAGACUACUGAAAAUAGAGUAUCUUCAAGGAGUAUCGAAAGUAAAGAUAUCUUAACAAAUCUACAGUCUGACCUAUUGUCAUCUUCCUGCUUAAAAGAAAGCACAGGUGAAGUGAGCAAAGAUGCAGUCAUUGUAAAGCAGGAGAAAAAUAAUGAAUAUUGUCUUCAGGAUAUUGAUGAUAAAUUGUCAGAAUCAGCAGAGGAUGAUGGUGAAGAUGAUACCAAUGAUGAAGAUGAUGAUGAAGAUAGUAACCCUAAAAAGAAUACUCAGGCCCCACUAGAGUUAAUGGCAGAAUUCCUGAGAGCAGAAAUGGCCCGAGAGUACCAGCUGGCAAAAAAAUUAUGUCAGAUGAUCCUAAUCUAUGAACCAGAAAAUCCUGAGGCCAAGGAGUUUUUCACACUUAUUGAAGAAAUGUUGCUGAUGGAGAAAACUCAGAAUCAUGAGCAAGACGGUGAAGACAGUGAUGAAGACAGCAGUGGUGAGAGUAAAGGAGAAAGCCAUGAGGAGCUGAGUGACGAGAGCUCUGACGAAGGUGAAGAUGGAUCAUGAGUGUUGCUGCAAUACUUAAAGCUUCAUGUAUUUUCAUUAAUGUAUACCAUGCAAAUAUAAAGAUGAGAGUGACA